Molecule: messenger RNA, 330 nt
Organism: Babesia sp. Xinjiang
Lineage: Eukaryota; Apicomplexa; Aconoidasida; Piroplasmida; Babesiidae
Exons: 4
Coding region: 1-330 (109 amino acids)
Source: RefSeq, a predicted model, not a curated record
AUGUUUGAACAUUGCUGUGCUGCUACAUCUUCCAUGCUGUUUGCUAAGGGAUUACCACGACUGUUGUGCAUAUUUGGUGUUCGUCGUCAUUUCGGUUAUUGGCCGCCUCCGGCUUCUAAACGUUCUAGGCUGAUUGAGUUGCCAUCGGGAAAGAAGUUUUUUGUUUUUCGCGGUAAACGUGACGCCGACGGUAAAUUGGAACCAGUUGUCUGCUUCAUCGAUCGCAACGGUGAACGGUUGACUUGGUUUAAUACCGAGGAGAUCCACCAACUCGAGGAAUUGGCACCAAGACUACACAAAUACCUAAAUCUUUGGGAACAAAAAUUGUGA